AUGUUAGGGGUUUUUUCCGAACGUUUCGCUGUUUUUAUGAUUUUUUUCUUGGUUGGAGAUACUAUGGCACAGAACAGGAAAUUUUGUUUUGAGAGAGAUGAAACUUUUAAAGAUCUACUUCCUAUCACUGGCAAUGUUAACUUCCUAGAAACCAAGUAUGACCUUAGUCAGAUUGAGUGUGCUAGUAGAUGUGCAUUUUGUGCCGGAUUUUUGUAUAACAGUGCGUCAGGAACCUGCCAUCAUGUGAAAACUCGUCCUAUCCAGGAAUCUUUUAAUACAAGUCUUGUAGACAUCGGAUGGGAAUUUUACAUCCGUUUGAGUGUUUGCGGUCAAGGUUGGCAUCUCUACAAAACUCAUUGUUAUACGCACUUGGAGUUGAAAAAAACAUGGACAGAAGCAAAGAAUUUCUGUGAAAGUAUCGGUGCCUAUCUUGUUAGAAUAGAAAGACAGGAAGAAAGUGACUGGUUACAUGAAACCUUUUUAUCAGUACUCAGGAAUGAAGCCGGGAGACCACAGGUCACCUUACGUCCUAAAACAAUGUCGUAA
Messenger RNA from Magallana angulata, 546 nucleotides. RefSeq lists its product as uncharacterized. The transcript is spliced from 4 exons. The record is from RefSeq and is a predicted model, not a curated record. Bases 1 to 546 code for a protein of 181 amino acids. Lineage: Eukaryota; Metazoa; Mollusca; Bivalvia; Ostreida; Ostreidae.